UGCACUGGUCUGAUCUGCUCUGGCGGAUAAGCAAGCCCAAGCAAGCAGCAGGAGUGCAGGAGGCCAGCUGUUGCAGGUCGGCCAGGUGCUGAGCUCACCUGUUCAGUCAGAACCCGGCUGUUUUUACCCUGCAGCCCCCUCCCUCUCCUCUAGGUCUUGGACUGGGCAGGCUCACUCACCUGCGGCUCCCCUCCCCUUCGCUCGCUGGCCAAAUCGACGACCCCCUCCGGCUCCGGGCUCCAGCUUCUUCAGCUUCAGAUUGAGCAGGCACAGCCGCACAUUGGGAAUUGGGGAUGAGCGAGGCAUGGAGGAGGUAGGCAUGGAGCGCACCGCCUGCAAGCGCCCGCGCGCCGCGCUGGACGGCGGCACGGCGGCCGCGGCGGCGUGGCGGACGUGCCGGGUGGCGCGCGCGGCCGCCGGGGGCAAGGACCGGCACAGCAAGGUCGUGACGGCGCGGGGGCUCCGCGACCGGCGCGUCCGGCUCUCGGUGCCCACGGCCAUCCAGUUCUACGACAUCCAGGACCGCCUCGGCGUCGACCAGCCCAGCAAGGCCAUCGAGUGGCUCAUCCGCGCCGCCGCCGGCGCAAUCGACGAGCUCCCGUCGCUGGACUGCUCCUUCGCCCUCCCCGCCGGCGCCGCCUCCUCUCCGCCGGCCGCCGGAGACGACGCCGAGGUCAGCACCUCCGAGACCAGCAAGAGCUCCGUGCUCUCGCUCGCCAACGGCCCGACUGGCACCGCCGCCGCCGCCGCUCACCAAGCCAACCACGCCUACAACGGCAACGCCGGCGCGUUCGCCGAGCUUCUGCACUGCUCCGCCAACGACAGCAAGCCAACGCAGCAGCAGCAGCAGCAGCCGACGCUCGCCUACUACGCCGCGCAGCUUCCGAGCUCGCACGCCGCGCCGGCCAUGUCCUUCGAGACGAUGCCCCAGCUCGCCUUCCUCCAGGAGCAGCCGCACCCUGCGGUCGGCUUCGACAGGGGCACACUUCAGUCCAAUGUCACCGUCGCUGCGCCCCUGUGGCCGCCAUCUCAGCAGGCGUGCUUCCUGCAGAGGUUCGCCGCUGCUCCCAUUGAUGCCGCUGGACUCCCGUUCUUUCUAGGAGGCGGCACUGCUGCUCCUCCGGUGACGGUCAAUGCAGAGCCGAGGCUGCAGCUCUGGGACUUCAAGCAGGAAAGGAAGACCUGAAAUGUGGCUCUCAGAGUUUAGUGUUUCAUAUGACUAUUUCUUGGAGAGUUGUCUGCAACUGUGUUUUGCUGCUGUCCCAAGUCAUGUCUGACAAGGUUAACCAAGAUCUGAAAGGCCUGAACUGAAGAUAUCAGCGUGAGGAAGAUAUGCAAAAAUGUACCACCAUAUCUUUCAUUCGUCACUUCCAUUUGUCAUUCGCUAAGAGCGUGUGGCUUGUUUGCGACAUCUAUUGCUGUGAUGAGAUACCAUUUGUUAUCUUUUCUAAGUCAUCAGUUGUACUGUGGUAAUUUGACGCUGGCAGACCUGAUGGUUCACAUGGUUGCCUGAAUUUCCCACAUCUCCUCAUCAUCAGUAAGCUUGCAGCAAAUGUAAGGCAUGGCAUUUGCAUAUGAGAAUUCUUUACGAACUCCAGCAUCUCUAAUCUAAACUAGAACUAUCUGAAUGUUGAUCA
Molecule: messenger RNA, 1637 nt
Organism: Panicum hallii
Lineage: Eukaryota; Viridiplantae; Streptophyta; Magnoliopsida; Poales; Poaceae
Product: transcription factor PCF8-like
Exons: 3
Coding region: 305-1186 (293 amino acids)
Biological process (GO): regulation of secondary shoot formation
Cellular component (GO): nucleus
Molecular function (GO): DNA-binding transcription factor activity; sequence-specific DNA binding
Source: RefSeq, a predicted model, not a curated record